This is a messenger RNA of Apodemus sylvaticus (European woodmouse), 8507 nucleotides long. It is a transcript of the gene Arid1b, whose product is annotated as AT-rich interaction domain 1B. The transcript has 20 exons. Gene Ontology annotation, molecular function: DNA binding; nucleosome binding. Lineage: Eukaryota; Metazoa; Chordata; Mammalia; Rodentia; Muridae. The record is from RefSeq and is a predicted model, not a curated record. Bases 188 to 7087 code for a protein of 2299 amino acids. Gene Ontology annotation, cellular component: brahma complex; nBAF complex; nucleoplasm. Gene Ontology annotation, biological process: chromatin remodeling; positive regulation of DNA-templated transcription; regulation of transcription by RNA polymerase II.
GGCGCGGGCGCGGGCGGGCAGCGGCGAGCGGCGGGCGCCCUCGGGGCCGCGGCCGGCGCCCGGGGCCCGGGACCUGGAGACGGGCGCGCGCGGCGCGGUGGCGGCUCCGGGCCCCAUACUGGGGGGCGGCGACGGCGGCCUGAAUAAUGUGCACCAUCACCCCCUGCACCCCCGUCACGACCUGAACAUGGCCCAUAGCGCGAGCGCCGCGGCGGCCGCCAGCUCCAACAGCGCGCAGAGCGGCGGCUCCGAGGCGGCUCUCAAGGAGGGUGGCAGCGCCGCCGCGCUGUCCUCCUCCGCCGCCGUCGCGGCCUCUUCCUCCUCGGCGGGCCCCGGCUCGGCCAUGGAGACCGGGCUGCUCCCCAACCACAAACUGAAAGCCGUUGGCGAGGCCCCCGCUGCACCGCCCCAUCAGCAGCACCACCACCACCAUGCCCACCACCACCAUCACCACCAUGCCCACCACCUCCACCACCACCACCACGCACUACAGCAGCAGCUAAACCAGUUCCAGCAGCCGCAGCCGCCGCAGCCACAGCAGCAGCAGCAGCAGCCGCCGCCGCCGCCGCCGCCGCCGCCACAGCAGCAUCAUCCCACUGCCAACAACAGCCUGGGCGGUGCGGGCGGCGGCGCGCCUCAGCCCGGCCCGGACAUGGAGCAGCCGCAACAUGGAGGCGCCAAGGACAGUGCCGCGGGCAGUCAGGCUGACCCGCAGGGCCAGCCUCUGCUGAGCAAGCCGGGCGACGAGGACGACGCGCCGCCCAAGAUGGGGGAGCCGGCGGGCAGCCGCUAUGAGCACCCGGGCCUGGGCGCGCAGCAGCAGCCCGCGCCGGUCGCCGUGCCCGGGGGCGGCGGCGGCGGCCCGGCGGCCGUCUCGGAGUUUAAUAAUUACUAUGGCAGCGCUGCCCCUGCUAGCGGCGGCCCCGGCGGCCGCGCUGGGCCUUGCUUUGAUCAACAUGGCGGACAACAAAGCCCCGGGAUGGGGAUGAUGCACUCCGCCUCUGCCGCCGCCGGGGCCCCCAGCAGCAUGGACCCCCUGCAGAACUCCCACGAAGGGUACCCCAACAGCCAGUACAACCAUUAUCCGGGCUACAGCCGGCCCGGCGCGGGCGGCGGCGGCGGCGGCGGCGGAGGAGGAGGAGGAGGCAGCGGAGGAGGUGGAGGAGGAGGAGGAGCAGGAGGAGCAGGAGGAGCAGCGGCAGCGGCAGCAGGAGCCGGAGCUGUGGCGGCGGCGGCCGCGGCGGCGGCGGCAGCAGCAGCAGCAGCAGGAGGAGGAGGCGGUGGCGGCGGCUAUGGGGGCUCGUCCUCGGGGUACGGGGUGCUGAGCUCCCCGCGGCAGCAGGGCGGCGGCAUGAUGAUGGGCCCCGGGGGCGGCGGGGCCGCGAGCCUCAGCAAGGCGGCCGCCGGCGCGGCGGCGGCGGCGGGGGGCUUCCAGCGCUUCGCCGGCCAGAACCAGCACCCGUCGGGGGCCACACCGACCCUCAACCAGCUGCUCACCUCGCCCAGCCCCAUGAUGCGGAGCUACGGCGGUAGCUACCCGGACUACAGCAGCUCCAGCGCGCCGCCGCCGCCGUCGCAGCCCCAGUCCCAGGCGGCGGCGGGGGCGGCGGCGGGUGGCCAGCAGGCGGCCGCGGGCAUGGGCUUGGGCAAGGACCUAGGCGCCCAGUACGCUGCUGCCAGCCCGGCCUGGGCGGCCGCGCAACAAAGGAGUCACCCGGCGAUGAGCCCCGGCACCCCCGGACCGACCAUGGGCAGAUCCCAGGGCAGUCCGAUGGACCCCAUGGUGAUGAAGAGACCUCAGUUGUACGGGAUGGGCACUCACCCCCACUCGCAGCCGCAGCAGAGCAGUCCGUACCCAGGAGGCUCCUACGGUCCCCCAGGUGCACAGCGCUAUCCCCUUGGCAUGCAGGGCCGGGCUCCAGGGGCCCUGGGAGGCCUGCAGUACCCACAGCAGCAGAUGCCACCGCAGUACGGACAGCAAGGUGUGAGUGGUUACUGCCAGCAAGGCCAGCAGCCUUAUUACAACCAGCAGCCGCAGCCCUCACACCUCCCGCCCCAGGCACAGUACCUGCAGCCACAGGCACAGGCGCAGCAGAGGUACCAGCCCCAGCAGGACAUGUCUCAGGAAGGCUAUGGAACUAGAUCUCAGCCUCCUCUGGCCCCUGGAAAAUCCAACCACGAAGACUUGAAUUUAAUACAACAGGAAAGACCGUCGAGUCUACCAGACCUGUCUGGCUCCAUCGAUGACCUCCCCACGGGAACAGAAGCAACCCUGAGCUCAGCAGUCAGCGCAUCCGGGUCCACGAGCAGCCAGGGGGAUCAGAGCAACCCAGCUCAGUCUCCUUUCUCCCCUCAUGCAUCACCCCACCUCUCCAGCAUCCCUGGAGGGCCGUCACCUUCUCCUGUUGGCUCUCCUGUGGGAAGCAACCAGUCGAGGUCUGGUCCGAUCUCCCCUGCGAGUAUUCCAGGCAGCCAGAUGCCUCCGCAACCACCUGGAAGCCAGUCAGAGUCCAGUUCCCAUCCUGCCUUGAGCCAGUCACCAAUGCCACAGGAAAGAGGUUUUAUGGCAGGCACACAGAGAAACCCUCAGAUGUCUCAGUACGGACCUCAGCAGACAGGACCAUCCAUGUCACCUCACCCUUCUCCUGGGGGCCAGAUGCAUCCUGGGAUCAGUAACUUUCAGCAGAGUAACUCAAGUGGCACGUACGGCCCACAGAUGAGCCAGUAUGGACCCCAAGGCAACUACUCCAGAACCCCAACAUACAGCGGGGUACCCAGUGCAAGCUACAGCGGCCCAGGGCCCGGGAUGGGCAUCAAUGCCAACAACCAGAUGCAUGGACAAGGGCCAAGCCAGCCAUGUGGUGCUAUGCCCCUGGGACGAAUGCCUUCGGCUGGGAUGCAGAGCAGAGCUUUCCCUGGGAACAUGAGCGGCGUCACGCCCAGUUCUCCCGGCAUGUCUCAGCAGGGAGGGCCAGGCAUGGGCCCACCAAUGCCCACUGUGAACCGGAAGGCCCAGGAAGCUGCCGCAGCUGUGAUGCAGGCCGCUGCAAACUCAGCACAGAGCAGGCAAGGCAGUUUUCCUGGCAUGACCCAGAGUGGACUCGUGGCCUCCGGCUCUCCCUACAGCCAGCCCAUGAACAACAACUCCAGCCUGAUGGGCGCCCAGGCCCAGCCCUACAGCAUGACGCCCACGACGGUGAACAGCUCCACAGCAUCUAUGGGUCUUGCAGAUAUGAUGUCUCCCAGUGAGUCCAAACUGUCCGUGCCUCUUAAAGCAGAUGGUAAAGAAGAAGGCGUGCCCCAGCCCGAGAGCAAGUCAAAGGACGGCUACAGCUCUCAGGGGGUCUCUCAGCCUCCGACCCCAGGCAACCUGCCCGUCCCCUCCCCAAUGUCCCCCAGCUCUGCCAGCAUCUCCUCUUUCCACGGAGAUGAGAGUGACAGCAUCAGCAGCCCAGGCUGGCCCAAGACUCCAUCGAGCCCUAAGUCCAGCUCAUCCUCCACCACCGGGGAGAAGAUCACGAAAGUCUACGAGCUGGGAAGCGAGCCGGAGAGGAAGCUGUGGGUUGACCGUUACCUGACCUUCAUGGAGGAGAGGGGCUCCCCGGUGUCCAGUCUGCCAGCCGUGGGCAAGAAGCCCCUGGACCUGUUCCGACUCUAUGUCUGCGUCAAGGAGAUUGGAGGCCUUGCGCAGGUUAAUAAAAACAAGAAGUGGCGUGAGCUGGCGACCAACCUGAGUGUCGGCACUUCCAGCAGCGCGGCCAGCUCCCUGAAAAAGCAGUAUAUUCAGUACCUGUUCGCCUUUGAGUGCAAAAUCGAGCGUGGGGAGGAGCCCCCACCGGAGGUCUUCAGCACCGGGGAUGCAAAGAAACAGCCCAAGCUCCAGCCGCCAUCUCCUGCUAACUCAGGAUCAUUACAAGGCCCACAGACUCCACAGUCAACUGGCAGCAAUUCGAUGGCCGAGGUUCCAGGUGACCUGAAGCCACCAACCCCAGCCUCCACCCCUCACGGACAGAUGACCCCUAUGCAAAGCGGGCGAAGCAGUACAGUCAGUGUGCAUGACCCGUUCUCAGACGUGAGUGACUCAGCAUACCCGAAACGGAACUCCAUGACGCCAAACGCUCCGUACCAGCAGGGCAUGGGCAUGCCAGACAUGAUGGGCAGGAUGCCCUAUGAACCCAACAAGGACCCUUUCAGUGGAAUGAGAAAAGUGCCUGGAAGCAGUGAGCCCUUCAUGACACAAGGGCAGAUGCCCAACAGCAGCAUGCAGGACAUGUACAACCAGAGUCCCUCAGGCGCCAUGUCCAAUCUGGGCAUGGGACAGCGGCAGCAGUUUCCCUAUGGAACCAGUUAUGACCGAAGGCAUGAGGCUUACGGGCAGCAGUACCCAGGCCAAGGCCCUCCCGCAGGACAGCCGCCGUAUGGAGGACACCAGCCUGGCCUGUACCCACAGCAGCCGAAUUACAAACGCCAUAUGGAUGGCAUGUACGGGCCUCCAGCCAAGCGGCACGAGGGAGACAUGUACAACAUGCAGUAUGGCAGCCAGCAGCAGGACAUGUACAACCAGUAUGGCGGCUCCUACUCUGGCCCGGACAGAAGGCCCAUCCAGGGACAGUAUCCCUACCCGUACAACAGAGAGAGGAUGCAGGGCCCAGGCCAGAUGCAGCCGCAUGGAAUCCCGCCUCAGAUGAUGGCUGGCCCCAUGCAGUCGUCCUCCAGCGAGGGGCCUCAGCAGAACAUGUGGGCUACACGUAACGAUAUGCCUUAUCCCUACCAGAACAGGCAGGGCCCAGGCGGGCCUGCACAGGCACCCCCUUACCCAGGCAUGACCCGCACAGAUGAUAUGAUGGUACCUGAUCAGAGGAUCAAUCACGAGAGCCAGUGGCCUUCCCAUGUCAGCCAGCGCCAGCCUUACAUGUCAUCUUCGGCCUCCAUGCAGCCCAUCACACGCCCACCUCAGUCAUCCUACCAGACGCCGCCGUCACUGCCAAACCACAUCUCCAGGGCACCGAGCCCUGCCUCCUUCCAGCGCUCCCUGGAGAGCCGCAUGUCUCCAAGCAAGUCUCCCUUCCUGCCCACCAUGAAGAUGCAGAAGGUCAUGCCCACGGUCCCCGCAUCCCAGGUCACCGGACCACCCCCACAGCCACCGCCAAUCAGAAGGGAGAUUACCUUUCCUCCAGGCUCCGUAGAAGCAUCACAGCCAGUCCUGAAACAAAGGCGAAAGAUUACCUCAAAAGAUAUUGUUACUCCAGAGGCGUGGCGCGUGAUGAUGUCCCUUAAAUCUGGGCUGUUGGCUGAGAGCACGUGGGCUUUGGACACCAUCAACAUUCUCCUCUAUGAUGACAGCACUGUCGCCACCUUCAAUCUCUCCCAGCUGUCUGGAUUCCUGGAACUAUUAGUAGAGUACUUUCGAAAAUGCCUAAUUGACAUUUUCGGAAUUCUCAUGGAAUAUGAAGUGGGUGACCCCAGCCAAAAGGCGCUUGAUCACCGCGCAGGGAAGAAAGAUGGCAGCCAGUCCCCGGAAGAGGAUUCUGGGAAAGAAGACGACGAUGCUGAGUGUCUGGAGGAAGAGGAGGAGGAGGAGGAAGAGGAGGAGGAGGACAGCGAAAAGAUGGAGUCGGAGGGAAAGAGCAGCACUGCUCCAGAUGCCACUGUGGACCCCAAGGAGCCGCCAAAGCAGGCCAGUAAGUUCGACAGGCUGCCCCUGAAGAUCGUCAGAAAGAACAACCUGUUCGUGGUGGACCGCUCCGACAAGCUGGGGCGGGUGCAGGAGUUCAGCAGCGGGCUCCUCCACUGGCAGCUGGGUGGCGGCGACACUACGGAGCACAUCCAGACUCACUUCGAGAGCAAGAUGGAGAUCCCCCCUCGCAGGCGUCCUCCUCCGCCUCUAAGCUCCACGGGUAAGAAGAGAGAGCUGGACGGCAGAGGGGAUUCCGAAGAGCAGCCAGAGAAAAGCAUCAUAGCCACCAUCGAUGAUGUCUUGUCUGCCCGGCCAGGGGCCCUGCCCGAAGACACUAACCCGGGACCCCAAACUGACAGCGGCAAGUUUCCCUUUGGAAUCCAGCAGGCCAAAAGCCACCGGAACAUCAGGCUCCUGGAGGAUGAGCCCAGGAGCCGAGACGAGACGCCCCUGUGCACCAUCGCGCACUGGCAGGACUCCCUGGCCAAGCGCUGCAUCUGUGUGUCAAACAUCGUGCGGAGCUUGUCUUUUGUGCCUGGCAACGACGCAGAGAUGUCCAAACACCCGGGCUUGGUGCUGAUCCUAGGAAAGUUGAUUCUGCUGCAUCACGAGCACCCCGAGAGGAAGCGGGCGCCACAAACCUACGAGAAGGAGGAGGACGAGGACAAGGGGGUGGCGUGCAGCAAAGAUGAGUGGUGGUGGGACUGCCUCGAGGUCCUGCGGGAUAACACCCUCGUCACGUUGGCGAACAUUUCCGGGCAGCUAGACUUGUCCGCUUACACGGAGAGCAUCUGCUUGCCGCUCCUGGACGGCCUGCUGCACUGGAUGGUGUGCCCAUCCGCGGAGGCGCAGGACCCCUUUCCCACUGUGGGGCCCAACUCAGUCCUGUCGCCGCAGAGACUUGUGCUGGAGACCCUGUGUAAACUCAGUAUCCAGGACAACAACGUGGACCUCAUCUUGGCCACGCCUCCAUUUAGUCGUCAGGAGAAAUUUUAUGCUACAUUAGUUAGGUACGUUGGGGAUCGCAAAAAUCCAGUCUGUCGAGAAAUGUCCAUGGCGCUUUUAUCGAACCUUGCCCAGGGGGACACACUGGCGGCGAGGGCAAUAGCUGUGCAGAAAGGAAGCAUUGGAAACUUGAUAAGCUUCCUAGAGGACGGGGUCACGAUGGCGCAGUACCAGCAGAGCCAGCACAACCUCAUGCACAUGCAGCCUCCCCCCCUGGAACCCCCUAGUGUAGACAUGAUGUGCAGGGCGGCCAAAGCGUUGCUGGCCAUGGCCAGGGUGGACGAAAACCGCUCUGAGUUCCUUUUGCACGAGGGUCGGUUGCUGGAUAUCUCCAUAUCGGCUGUUCUGAACUCUCUGGUUGCAUCUGUCAUCUGUGAUGUACUGUUUCAGAUUGGGCAGUUAUGACACCCGUGAAGGCGCACGCGUGUGAGUGAACGUGAGAGGGUCACACAUAACUGGCUGUUCCUGUUCUCCUUUAUCAGUGUAGGAAGAAGGAAAGGAAAAAUCUCUGCUCCUCCGCCCCAUUCACUAUUUACCAAUUGGGAAUUAAAGAAAUCAUUAAUUUGAACAGUUAUAAAAUUAAUAUUUGCUGCCUGUGUGUAUAAGUACAUCCUUUGGGGGUUUUCUGUUUCCUUUUUUUUUUAACCAAAGUUACCGUCUAGUGCAUUCAAAGGUCACAUUUUUUUCUCAAUUAUUUUCAUGUUGUAUUGCAGUUUUGGGGGAAGUGAAUUGACUUUAUAAAGAAAAACGUUUUGGCAAAAAAUGCUAAGAUAGGAAAAUUUCACCACACUGAGUCAGAAAGGUGAAAGGAAAACUUGAUCCUUAAAUUGAUUUCCUAUGAAUUUUAUUCUUCACAGAAUGAAAAAAGCUAAACCGCAUCCCGUCACCCAAAGCUCUGUGCAAUAGAAACCUCUAGAGAUAGGGUAGGGGCUGAAGGAGGUGUGGCAGUCAGUAGUCAGGUUCAGCGAUAGCGCUUUCUCCACAGGAAAGUGGAGGCGGCAGGCCUCGAGCACAAACAGCGCUCUCAGAUAGGGCCGAAAAUCCACUCCCAACAGCCAACAGCCAACAGCGAGCGGAUUGCUUCCUCGACUGACCGCCAUGUCUGCUGUGGCUCAGCCUCACGUGACAGAUCUUCGCGAUUCCUUUCGUCAUUUUUUUAAAUAUUUUUUUUUUACUGCCUAUGGGCUGUGAUGUAUAUAGAAGUUGUACAUUAAACAUACCCUCAUUUUUUUUCUUUUCUUUUUUUUCUUUCUUUUUUUUUUUUUUUUUUAGUACAAAGUUUUUAGUUUCUUUUUCAUGAUGUGGUAACUACGAAGUGAUGGUAGAUUUAAAUUUUUUAUUUUUAUUUUAUAUAUUUUUUCAUUAGGACCAUAUCUCCAAAAAAACCAGAAAAAGAAACAAAAAAUACAAAAAAUAAAAACAAAAAAAAAGAGGGUAAUGUACAAGUUUCUGUAUGUGUAAAGAAACAUGCUCUGCUGGGAGAGCGGCUGGUUGCAAUUUGCUUCAUGAAUCAAGGUGUGGAAAUGGUUGCAUACAGAUUGAUUUAGAAAAUGGAUACCAGUACAUAACAAAAACCGAAAAAAGAAAGAAAAACCAACAAACGGAAGAAACACAACUUCAAAGAUUUUUCUGUGACAAGAAUCCGCAUUUGUAUUUCAAGAUAAUGUAGUUUAAGAAAAGAGAAAAAGAAAAAAAAAAAGAAAAAAACUUGAUGUAAAUUCCUCCUUUUCCUCUGGCUUAAUGAAUAUCAUUUAUUCAGUAUAAAAUCUUUAUAUGUCCCACAUGUUAAGAAUAAAUGUACAUUAAAUCUUGUUACGAACUGUGA